Messenger RNA from Nematocida parisii ERTm1, 2177 nucleotides. RefSeq lists its product as uncharacterized. Lineage: Eukaryota; Fungi; Microsporidia. The record is from RefSeq and is a predicted model, not a curated record. The transcript has a single exon. Bases 1 to 2166 code for a protein of 721 amino acids.
AUGGCAGUAGACCUAGGUGAAAAGGGCAGUAAUGGAGAAAAGUAUUUAUCUGUAAUAAAAGAGUCAAUCAACAGACUGAUAUGUACACCAGAGGAUAGAAAGUGCUAUGCUGUAUUUAUGGAUGGAUAUAACGCAGUGUAUAAGUACUGUACAGAGAAUACAAAGGAGAAGUACAUCAUUGAGGGAGCAGAGGUAUAUAAGAUAUAUGACCAGCUAUUGAUCAAGCAUUUAAAAAGACUUCCAGAGGACUAUACGCUAGAAACAUUUGUUAGGUUUAUAGAUGGGUAUAUCCGGGCAAAUGAAAGAAUAUGCAAAAUGCUCUCUUUUCUGCAGAGAUACUUUGUGCGAGUUAAUCUGGAGAUAUCCAAUGCAAAUGUAGUUGAGCUAAAGGAUCUAUACUAUCAGCGGCUAUUUUCUAUUCUUAUAAAUGGCAAAGAAAGUAAGCUGCAUAUGAUGUUCGUGGAUGAACUAAAGGAGUAUCUGGAAAUAAAGUUGCAAAAGAAGGUUGAUGUAGGCGCAUACAAUAAGAAGCUGAAGAUACUUCGGGUUAUGGUGCGGGUUUAUAUAAAGAUAUGUGAAGUAUCGGAUCAGAAGAAGUCUCUAAAAAAGCUAUUUAAUGCAAUUGCAAAGUUUAUUGCGAUAUUGAAGAAAAAAGUGAGUGAGAAAGAGCAAAUUGAUUACAUUUACUAUAAAAUAGCUACUGUUGAUGGUCUGUUUAAAAACAAAGAGAAAAGUAAAAAGAAUCUAUAUCGAAUGGUUGAGGAGAAGCUAGAUGAUCAAAUUUUGAAAAACUUCAUUGAAGGGUUUGUUUCUAAAAUAAUGAGGACAGGGAUAAAUAAGAAAAGCCAUGCAGAAGUUGUGCCAUUCUACUCAUUUAUCGAUAGCUCGGUUAAAAGCAAGUCAAUUUUUGUAAAUACUGCCAUUCUGAUGAGCAUAAAGAUUGUUGAAAAAAUAACUGACUGUAGCUCGUUUCUCAAGUUCUGUAUAUUCAUGAACAAGCACUUUGAGUGCAUGCCGCGCACAUCCGGCAGUGUUAAAAAGGUGUUUGAACUGGUUUUAAGAAGAAAGCUAGAAUCACUACUUAUAACAAACACAGAUACGCUAGAAUUUGAAAAGCAGUUGUUGGGAGACAUUGAGACGCACAUGAAACAGAGAAAACAACCUCUUUUAGAGCUUUCUUUAAUUAUUUCAAAUGUUCCGGCGCAUAGAAAUAUGUUCUGGUCUGAGUUUAUAAUAGGAAUAAAAAACAGACUUAUUAUGGGAAGUUUGGCGGCAACUGAAAAAAAGCUGAUAAAUCUUAUCACAAAGCGGAUUGAGGCAUAUCGAGAGUCAAAGCUUAGGAAGAAUUUAAAGGUGCAUAAAACUGCACUGGAAUACAUAAAUAUAGAAACUCUCCAUAAAACGCAGGAGUACUAUGAUCCUGUAAAUUUUGAAGAAAUUCUUCUUUGUAUAAAGGACAUUGCAAUAAGUGAAAUAUAUUUCCGAACACAUAAGUCAGAUUUAAAGUCUGAUUGUUUUUUGCUCGCAUGUAUUAGAUGGAACUAUCCUGUAGUAAACAUCCGCAUCCCUGCUGAGCUAAAAGAGAUGUGGAGUAAUCUUAAUAAGUACUGCACAGAAAAAGGCCGUAAAUUUAUUCUUAAGCUUUGCCCUACAGUGUCCUCUGUUACUCUGGAGGUAAAUGAUAUAGAGGUAGAGUGUGAUGUUAUACAAGGCACAAUUCUUAUACUUUUGGCUAGAGCAGGAAUAGAAACAUUGGACAGCCUAGUUUAUGCAGUCUUGGUUGAUGUAACUGAUCAGGCCCAAGAAAUGAUAAAAACAAAAUUACAGACAUUAAUUGAUGCAUCUAUAAUUACAGAAAACAAUGGAAUAUACGAAAUCCAUAAGAAUCUUCCCAAAGAACCCAGGCGGAUAAAUAUAUUUUCCCCAGAUACUCAAAGUACACUCAGUGAGAUAACAACAGCUAAGUAUGCAUAUUCAAAGAGUGCUAUUGAGGCGUGCAUAGUAAGAACACUUAAAAAACAAACGGGGAUGGAAUCAUCCGAACUUAAACAGAUUGUUAUGAAAACUUUCCCACUUGAAGACCAGGAAUUGGAUGCAUAUAUAAUGGCUCUCCAAGAAAAGGGCCUUAUUUCUGCUUCAUCAAAUCUUCUUUAUUUUGUACCGUAGCUGUAUUCUAU